AUGGGUACAAAGGUGAUAUCUAAAGUCAAGACGUUCUUCAAUGUUCUUCGAUCUCUUCAAGAGGAGGAAAACAGGGAUUCAUGUACAUAUGAGGAGGAUAUCCAAAUAUUAAAGACGAAUGGAGACAAAAUUACUGCAGUAAAUUUAUACUGUAGCAACCAGACAGUGUUUGUCUGUGAAAAGGCUGUUCCACGAAUAAGUGAGCCAGAUGAUGAACAAGUAUUGGAGACAUCAAACUCUGAUGCUGUUUAUGGUUGUGAUGUUCUACAAACAGAAGCAGGACCGCAGCCACUUACAAUCACAAAAGCAAGACAGCUGCUGUCUUUGUACACGUUAUCUCAAAAUGCUGGUGUGUCAGCCGUGGACAGCAGCUUUGUUUUACGCCCUCUCUGGGUGCGAUGCGACAUGUCUGAUCCUGAUGGAACAACUUGGUUUGGUGCUGAACCAGUUUGCACAGGAAACAAAGUAACUGGAGUCAAAUUGUAUUCCGUAACCUGCAAAGGUUCCACCGUGGAUAAACGGUCUUUCCUGACCUUAGAGGAGCUGAAACAAGAGCACAAGAAGAGACAUCAUCUAACCUCAAUGGGGGUUAAAGGGAAUGCCACGUUCAGCUUGUUUGGCUCCACUGUUCUUGAAAACACCAUCAUUGAGUCACAGAGCAGUGUGACUGUGGAUUUCAAAUGGAGUCAUGUGGAGAGCAUACUUGAAGCUCCUCCUUUGUCUUCAACAGCAACAAUGAAUAUCAAAGUUGAAAGUGGUGAUAUGAGAAGUCCGAUGUUUGGGAUGUACAGGGAGCUGGAGUUUCUUCGGACUCUUGCAGAGAGUUUGAAAACUGGUGAGACUGAAUGGAUGGAACCAAUGGAAAGCACAUCAGCUGUAAAUCUGACUAAGGCCUACCUUGAAGAACUUCAGAACACUGCAACAGCACUGCAAGAUCAGGCUGCAAAAACAGCCGAGGCCACAAAGCUAAAGUCUGAGACAGACCCUGCUAUUUUCAACAGAUCCUUGGAAAGAGGCGAUUUGGAUUUUGUGGAACAGCUGUGGAUUCGGUUAAGAAAAAGUGUGACUUCAUACGAGGACGUGAGAGACAGUUUGAAGUUGGUUACUGAAGCUCUACAAUAUGGAAACAUCAAGCCUUGGAUUCACAGGGACAGCAGCAGCUCCCUUAGCAAGCUUAUUCUGCAGUCCUACCACCAGCAGAUCGAUCACGUCUCUCUGACAGGUGUCACCCCCAUUAUCAUGCUCCUGGAGAUGGGGUUGGACAAGAUGAGAAAAGAUUAUAUUAACUACCUGAUUGGUGAAGAACUGACAACUUUAAACCACUUGAGUUACUUCCUGAGCACAGAGGUGGAUCUGCAGGAGCAAGUUGUUCGACUUAGAAAACUGCACCAUCUGCUGGAGAUAAUUGCGACCUGUACUGCAUUCCUGGAUUUGCCCUAUGACCGCCUCUUUCAUCUCACACAGUCUUGUUUGCAGCGCUUCAAAACGUCUCCAAACGAUGAGGAACAUGAAUUCAAACUCCAAGUCAAACCGGCCCUGAUCAGCCAUUUGUAUCAGAAAGAGCAUCCAUUAAUGUGGGGGGUCGAGGUUUCCAGUGGUCACGGUCCUCGUGAGGUGCGGACAUCUUUACAGCUUAGCAACAGACCGCUGGUUGAUCACGUCAUCAUUGACACAGAUUACCCAAAUGAAACCGUGAACGGGGACAGCGAGGAGCCUGCUUUCUUUUCCACUAUGGUGUGCUGCAGCCUUGUCAGCUUUACCUGAGUUUACAAAGUACACACACCUACACAAAGU
This is a messenger RNA of Nematolebias whitei (Rio pearlfish), 1794 nucleotides long. RefSeq names its product zwilch kinetochore protein (gene zwilch). Gene Ontology annotation, cellular component: RZZ complex. Gene Ontology annotation, biological process: mitotic spindle assembly checkpoint signaling; protein localization to kinetochore. Lineage: Eukaryota; Metazoa; Chordata; Actinopteri; Cyprinodontiformes; Rivulidae. The transcript is spliced from 18 exons. Bases 1 to 1764 code for a protein of 587 amino acids. The record is from RefSeq and is a predicted model, not a curated record.